This is a messenger RNA of Penicillium mononematosum, 738 nucleotides long. Its product is annotated as MARVEL domain-containing protein. NCBI's taxonomy places the organism in Eukaryota, Fungi, Ascomycota, Eurotiomycetes, Eurotiales, Aspergillaceae. Gene Ontology annotation, cellular component: membrane. Bases 1 to 738 code for a protein of 245 amino acids. The record is from RefSeq and is a predicted model, not a curated record. The transcript has a single exon.
AUGUCUUUCCUCGCCGUCCCACUCCUCAAACUGGGCUGGUCCCAAGCCAAAAAGCACAAAGCCAAAAAAGACGCCCAAAAAUACCAAGCCCAAAACGGCGUCUAUCCCCCAACCUACGUCGAGCAACACCCAAUGAGCGGGUAUCCAGCCGGCGCAACGCCCGGCACAACCAUGCACUUCGACCCACCCGAAGAAACCAAAAGCACCAAAAUAACCUUCAUGUUCUUCUCCGGCCUCCGCUUCCUCCAAUUCGUCUUCGGCCUAACCGUCAUCGGCCUGUACGGCAAAGACGUGCACCACGACCACGCAGAGAAACACGUCUGGCACUCGAAAUGGGUGUAUGCGCUCGUCACGGCGUUCCUGGCAACCGUCACCGCAGCCAUCCACCUCGUCUUGCCGUUCGUGAUGCGCAAGGCUAAGACCAGUGCUGGACAGCUGCUGCUGCCGCAGUUUGUGUGGGAGUUUGUUGUUACCGUGCUGUGGUUGACGCUGUUUGGUAUCUUUGGGAAGAUGUAUAUUGGUGUUCAUCCUGUGGAGAAGGGGGAGAAGACGGAUGAUGCUGUUUCGGCGCUGGGUGAUGCGUCGAAGAUUAAUCGUAUGCGUCAUGCUGUUUACGUUGAUGUUGUUAACUUGGCGUUCUGGGUUAUGACUGCUUCUUGGGUUUUGGUGCGUUGGUUGAAGAGUCGCAGGUCGGCUGUUGCUAGUGGGUUUGAUGCUGAGAAGGGUGGGCAGAUUUAG